AUGAAGCCUUUCUAUCGCGCAGCAGUGAGAGGCCGGUGUGUCCCGUUGACAACAACACGACAAUACGCUUCAACUCCCCGGCUGUUUCAACCCACUGCCCUUCAUCGUGCUGAAGCCGCUGCCGACCUGAAAGCGCAUCCCGAAAGUCAACUCACGCAAGAAAAACUCCCGGAUAAGGAGCACAGUCAUCACUGGGACGACGCGAAUGCUACGCCGAGUGAAGCUGAUGUAUGGCCACACACUGCAAGGGGAUGGGAUAAUAGCACUGACGAGCACCUGGUAGAUCAAAGC
Messenger RNA from Capronia coronata CBS 617.96, 291 nucleotides. RefSeq lists its product as uncharacterized. Lineage: Eukaryota; Fungi; Ascomycota; Eurotiomycetes; Chaetothyriales; Herpotrichiellaceae. The record is from RefSeq and is a predicted model, not a curated record. The transcript has a single exon. The annotation marks the transcript as partial.